AUGGCUGCCGAGUAUUCUGCUCGUCUCCAAGCUGUUCACCAGAUCAGGCCUCACUCGCCUUCUCCAGCAACUGGCACAGCACGUUCAGAUCUAGCCAAAGUCCAGCUUCGAGCUUUUUCCGCCAGAAUGGUCUCUCACUCUGUCAACAAGACCGCGCUGCACCCCGGUGGUGUCGAGCCAACCCGCGAGCACACCGAGCUCGAAGAAGAGCUCCACACGACUGCACACAUUGACUACGACCGCGUUGCCAUUGUUGCCAAUCCCUCAGUGUCUGCUCUCUACGAAGAUGCCCUGGUCUACGAAACCGGCACGGCCAUCACAUCCUCAGGAGCUUUGACAGCCUACUCGGGCUCCAAGACCGGUCGUUCCCCGCUGGAUAAGCGCGUGGUUAAGGAGGAAGGCUCGGAGAAGGAUGUGUGGUGGGGACCCGUCAACAAGCCCAUGUCUCCAGAGGUCUGGAAAAUCAACCGAGAACGUGCUGUCGACUACCUCAACACCCGGAACCGCAUCUACGUUGUCGAUGGCUUCGCUGGCUGGGAUGAACGAUACCGCAUCAGUGUCCGAGUUGUCUGCGCCCGGGCCUAUCAUGCCCUGUUCAUGCGGAACAUGCUCAUCAGACCCUCCCGGGAAGAGCUGCAACAUUUCCACCCCGACUAUGUCAUUUACAAUGCUGGGUCCUUCCCUGCCAACAGAUACACAACCGGAAUGACCAGCGCCACCAGCGUUGCCAUCAACUUCGCUGAGAAAGAGAUGGUUAUCCUCGGUACUGAAUAUGCUGGUGAGAUGAAGAAGGGUGUCUUCACCGUCCUGUUUUAUGAGAUGCCCGUCAAGCACAACGUCUUGACCCUACACUCCUCGGCCAACGAGGGUGACAAUGGCGAUGUCACUGUCUUCUUCGGCUUGUCUGGCACUGGCAAGACCACCCUCUCUGCCGAUCCCCACCGCAAGCUGAUUGGUGAUGACGAGCACUGCUGGUCCGACAAAGGUGUCUUCAACAUCGAAGGAGGUUGCUACGCCAAGUGUAUUGGUCUGUCUGCGGAGAAGGAACCAGAUAUUUUCAAUGCCAUUCGAUUCGGCUCUGUCUUGGAGAACGUCGUCUUUGACCCCGAAACUCGAGAGGUGGACUACGAUGAUGCGACCUUGACGGAGAACACUCGUUGCGCAUAUCCCAUCGAAUACAUCGGCAACGCGAAGAUUCCGUGUAUGAGCGACAACCACCCGAGCAACAUCAUUCUCCUGACUUGCGACGCUCGCGGUGUGUUACCACCCAUCUCCAAACUGAAUACCGCACAGACUAUGUUCCACUUCAUCUCUGGCUAUACGUCCAAGAUGGCCGGUACCGAAGACGGUGUGACGGAGCCUCAAGCGACUUUCUCAUCCUGCUUCGCUCAACCCUUCCUGGCUCUACACCCGAUGCGCUAUGCUAAGAUGCUUGCCGACAAGAUCUCUGAACACAAUGUCAACGCAUGGCUGCUCAACACCGGUUGGGUUGGUGCUGGUGCUACCACUGGUGGCAAGCGUUGCCCACUGAAAUACACACGCGCUAUUCUGGACGCCAUCCACUCGGGAGAACUUGCCAAGGUCGAGUAUGAGACCUACGAUGUGUUCAACCUCAGCGUCCCCAAGACAUGCCCCAACGUGCCGGAUGAGCUCUUGAACCCCAAGAAAUCGUGGACUGGCUCAGCCGACUUUGGCGAGGAAGUGACCAAGCUCGCGAAGUUGUUCAACGAGAACUUCAAGAAGUACUCGGAUGAGGCCACCGAGGAGGUCAUCAAAGCCGGCCCCACUGUGUAA
Fonsecaea multimorphosa CBS 102226 is the source of this 1794-nucleotide messenger RNA. RefSeq names its product phosphoenolpyruvate carboxykinase [ATP]. Bases 1 to 1794 code for a protein of 597 amino acids. Gene Ontology annotation, molecular function: phosphoenolpyruvate carboxykinase (ATP) activity; ATP binding. Gene Ontology annotation, biological process: gluconeogenesis. The record is from RefSeq and is a predicted model, not a curated record. Gene Ontology annotation, cellular component: cytosol. Lineage: Eukaryota; Fungi; Ascomycota; Eurotiomycetes; Chaetothyriales; Herpotrichiellaceae. The transcript is spliced from 3 exons.